Messenger RNA from Trypanosoma cruzi, 339 nucleotides. RefSeq names its product ribosomal protein S26, putative. The record is from RefSeq and is a predicted model, not a curated record. Gene Ontology annotation, cellular component: ribosome; cytosolic small ribosomal subunit. Bases 1 to 339 code for a protein of 112 amino acids. Gene Ontology annotation, biological process: translation. Lineage: Eukaryota; Euglenozoa; Kinetoplastea; Trypanosomatida; Trypanosomatidae. Gene Ontology annotation, molecular function: mRNA binding; structural constituent of ribosome. The transcript has a single exon.
AUGACGACGAAGCGCCGCAAUCAUGGCCGUGCCAAGCCUCCGUGCUCCCGUGGCCGCACAAGACCCGUGCACUGCUUCAACUGUGGCCGUCUUGCGCCGAAGGACAAGGCUGUGGGGCGCUUUGUUGUGCGUCGCAUGCUUGACCAGGCCUCUGCCCGCGAUGUGGCGGAGGCGUCCAACGUCUACGGCGCUGGUUUCCCGAUGCCCAAGCUCUACAUGAAGCAGCGCUUCUGCAUCGCGUGCGCCAUCCACAGCCGUACUGUCCGUGCCCGCCCUACCGAUAUGCGCAAGCGUCGUUUCACCACGAAGGUGCCAUUCCGCCCUACAGGCGCCAAGUAG